This is a messenger RNA of Archocentrus centrarchus (flier cichlid), 5878 nucleotides long. It is a transcript of the gene sphkap, whose product is annotated as SPHK1 interactor, AKAP domain containing. The record is from RefSeq and is a predicted model, not a curated record. Gene Ontology annotation, molecular function: protein kinase A binding. Gene Ontology annotation, cellular component: mitochondrion; cytoplasm. The coding region runs from base 294 to 4955 and encodes 1553 amino acids. The transcript is spliced from 12 exons. NCBI's taxonomy places the organism in Eukaryota, Metazoa, Chordata, Actinopteri, Cichliformes, Cichlidae.
CCUGCGCUUUCACUCGGCACUUGGCGGACAGACGCGCGCAGAGCGGGCAGUAUAACGCUGCUGCUGCUUCUUCUGCUGAUUUCACGGCGGCUCGGUUCGUCACAGUCCCCAUCCAGUCACGCUGAAACAGUGUGGAAUUCCUUCACUCCUUGAUCGGGGAUGCGCAUCUGGACUGGAGAGUGUCCCGGGGACAAUUACGCGUCGAGGCACUCCACUGUACCUCUCCCUGUCCUCCUUCCCCCGCAUAGGAAAUAAACACAACGGCUGAGGACAGUUUGGCUGCUUUUGAUAGAAUGGCAGGCGCCAAGUGCCUUCUGAAGACGCCGAGUAACUUCCAGUCGUCUGCCAUGUUUGAAGGCUCAGAAUCUAUCGAGGUGGCGGGAGGUAGCACAGAGAGCACUGUGGCAUCAUCCAUCAGCGCCUGUAAGAAGGUUCUGUGCAGUAACAGCGUGCUGGACUCAUCGGAGUACUGGCUGAGGAAUGAAAAGGCUCUGUGCAGACUGGGACUGCUGGAUGACGACACGGAGGGCGGCUGCACCACGGUCUGUUUUGUAAAUCUGGACCCACAGAAAACUGACUGUCGAGAUGACAAAAGCGUCAAGAAAUUGGCAUCAGUGUCUCCAGACCUGCCAAAGCUUGUUGAGUUACUGACCGUCCACCAGCCGAAAGAAAAUGAAAUCCUACUGCUCGGUGGAUUAGAAGCCGCAGAAGCUUGCCAAGCACACCCACACCCCUCAGCUCAGGGCGGGCUGCAACAGCAGAGAUGUACAGGUGUGUGCCUGGUUCAGUGUUCAGGGAAGAGGCGCUCCACACAGCCUGGUAGCAUCAUCUUUGAGAUCAACAAGUUCCUGAUCGGCCUGCAGUGGGGAAAAGAGCGACAGUGUCAGCAGAGCAGAGCGGCCGGACAGCGAGUCGAUGACGACACCAAUCGCUCCAUCUCGUCCAUAGAAGAAGACUUCCUGACCGCCUCAGAGCACUUGGGGGAUGACAGCGAGGAUGAUGGCUUCAGAAAUGAGCCAGAGAGUGGUGAGCAGGGAGAGAGCGUGGCAGAAGCUGCACAGAAACAGUGUGUCAGACUUGCAAGUCACCGGGGACAGCUGGCGCGUCAUCAGAACAGGGAGGAUGCUGAGGUGAAAAAGGAAGGGCAUCAGCGAGCAAGCAUCCAGACUAAAGAGUCAGCGGGGCACUACGCCACCAAUUUAGCCGAGUCGGUACUGCAGGAUGCCUUCAUACGACUUUCGCAAGAUGAAACCUCCUUUGUCUCCGAGGCAGCUGUCAGUGUAUCACUCUCUAGCUGCCCUCUCAACUCGAAGAGCCCUUCAAAGACUAAAGAGCCUUCCCAACAGCGCACCUGCUCUUUUGAACUCCCGAAAAUCGUCAUUGUUCAGAGCCCAGACAAUUCCGAUGGGGCUGCAGAAUGGCCGGAGAACCAGGUGCCUCAUGUGUCCGACCACACUACCAAAGCUGGAGAAAAGGCACAGAAUGGGACACAGGCUCACAAUCCCUACGACAAUGGUGGACACACAUCCAAACACGUAGAAGUGGCUUUGGCCUGUGCUGCCAAUGUUAUUGGCACUAUUACUACCCCACAGCUAUCAGAACGGCUCGCCAUAGAAUCCGCUUCGGAAGAGGACGCAGAUGAGGAGCUGCAGGAAUCAGAUGAGAAAGGCGAAUACUCCUUCUCUUCAGCUAUGUGUGGCAUGGCCCAGGUAGCUGGUGCAGUAGCAGCUGUGGACUUAAUGGAAGAACCCGGAGAGGGCGGUGAUUCUGAUGUGGAUUGCACUGAAAUCUACAGGGCGUCCCGUGGUCUGAUGUCUGCUGCCGAGGCCUCUGCAGCCUUCACACUGCACUGCAGUGUGGCAGAGGGAACCAGUGUUGAAGCAUUUCGUGCCAACAUUGCUGAAGUCCUGCACAGGGAAGCAGCCGAGGUGCUGACUCAACCACAAGGCUACAGGAGUGUAGCCCAUCUGUUGGAGACCACGCAUAACAAAAUAGUAGAUGGCAUUACAUGUCCAAAAAAAAGCUACACGGAUGAAAGAGAAGUGGAUGAAUUAAUAAAUGAGGUGGCAGACAGCCUGUUCAAGCAUGCUUUAGAGAAAGCAAAAAAGAAAAAGGAACUGGAGGGUACUGGGAAAGAGGUGCCAAGCUUCCAGGUAUUUCUGCAAGACAGUGUAAACAAUUUGCUGUUUGAUAUUCUUUGCCUGACACAGAAGAAGAUCAGCCACAUCGCCACAUGCGAUCAAGGGUCAAGUGAAACACAAGAGGGUGAUACUUGCGUGAAGGAACCUGCUUACACCAAGGAGGAUGCCAAGGAUCCAUUAAGCCAAUUACAGUGCUUAUUUGGCCAUAAUGAGAAUCUAAGCAGCAUGCUACACUGCACAGAGAAGCUAUCCACAGGGCUGAAGGAGAAAUACGCGCUCGAGGAAAGAGAUCAACAGCAGCAGUCUUUAUGCAGACAGAAUCAAUCUAAACUCAUCUCCUUGCCUGCCAAAGACUUAUCUGACCACCAGCAGAUCCAGCAAGGCAACAGUGCCAUCAGAGACCCUUUAAGUGAAAUCCCAGUGCAAGGCACAGAGAGGAGGGGUCGACUGGGGACAGGUAGCGACAGCAGACAGGCCUCUCUGACAACUCAGUACUCCCUCAGCUCUUUGAGAAUGGACUCAGAGUCCAGGACACCUAUUACUUGCUAUGCUGAUGAUUUGGCUGCUACAGUGGUGUCUAUGGCCACAGAACUAGCAGCAAUCUGUCUAGAAAACUCCACCGGGAAACAACCCUGGUUCUGUGCCCUUAAAGGAUCUUCUGCUGAAGCCCCCGAGGCCUACUUAAUCCCUGCUUGCCGCACAGUGCUGAGGAGAAAAGAGGGUCAGAACAGCAAUUCAGCUUCCAGAAAACAUCGGGCACCCCGCCUAAGUGAAAUUAAAAGGAAAACAGAGGAGCAACCAGAGUUAAUGGAGCGGCUGGUCAACCGAGUGGUAGAUGAGUCGGUUAACCCUGAUGAACCACAGGACCCAUUUGCCCUCUUUGCCUCUGAGGUCACAGCUAGGAUCCUGAACUGCCCUGAACUCAAUGUGGUGGAUACCUCCAAAACAGGCCAGCAACGCAGCAGACUACAGUGUGAGAGGUGGAGCCGUGGAAAGGCAUCUAGUUAUGAGAGCAUUCCAGAAGAAGACGCAGACCAAUCCGGCACACCCAACACCCUGGGACCGGGCAGUCGGUUAGGUCAGAACUUGAGUCGCGGUAGCUCGAUUUCUAAGCAGUCCAGCUGCGAGAGCAUCACAGAUGAGUUCUCGCGGUUCAUGGUAAACCAGAUGGAGACUGAGGGCAGAGGCUUUGACCUUCUAUUGGACUACUAUGCAGGGAAGAAUGCCAGCAGCAUCCUGGCUGCUGCUGUACAACAGGCUGCAUCAAAGAAAAAUGGUCACCUUAAUGUCAGGGCAUCAUCGUGCCUAUCCAAACAGUCUAGCACAGAGAGCAUCACAGAGGAGUUCUACAGGUUUAUGCUCCGGGAUAUGGAUAAGGAAAACAAGGAAUAUGGCAUUGCAAAGACUAAAGAGUGGAGCAACAGCCUGUUCCCCCCUCCUCUUAGAACACCCUUCUGUAUACGACAGUCUUCUGUGCCAGACAGGCGCUCCUCAGACUCACGCCUGACUGUCAACUCACCCAUUAAAGCUAACUCUUUUGAUGGAUUUGCACGGAAUGUGCACGGAGACACACUGAAUAUCUACCCCACCAACUCAGUGUCAGCCACAGGGCUGUGUAAGUCAGACUCAUGCCUCUAUCAAAGGGGUAAGACUGACCAGAUUACUGAUAUGCUAAUUCACGAGACCUGGUCAAGCUCCAUUGAGUCCUUGAUGAGAAAGAACAAGAUCAUUGCUGAUCCUGAAGACAGUAUUGAUUUGGAAGCUGCAGGAGACUCCCAGCCCCAUGUGCAGCAAUUUGCCAAUCGCCUGGCAGCUGACAUAGUGGAUAUUGGCAAGUCUGCGCUCGGGGGACAGCAAGAUGUAGGUGGAGGCGCACCUGGGUCACAUCCACAGGCGCACAUGCCUGUUGGUGAAAGGAGGAGGGGCUUCAGACAAUCCCAUCUAAGUUGUAGCCGGAGUAGGUCGAGCCAGGAGCCAGCGGGCAGCGUAGGGUCCGGGGGAAGCGACAGCGGGCCGGCUUGCAUGAGGGGCCCCAGAAAUGUGCCGCUGAUCCACAUCGAAGGAGAUCAGAGAGAUGAAGAGACUCUUUCAAACCCUGCGAGACCAGGGGGACCUCAAGAAACAUCCUCAGACACGUCAGCUACCAAGCAUACAGAGAGAGCUCCCACAAACAGCAGCAGUGACAGGGACAGGACAGCUGUGGCGGUGGCUGCAGUAGUGAAGAGGGACAAGCGUUCUAUGAGUGCUAGCAGUGAAGAGAGCAUGGGGAGCUGGUCUCACAUAACCCCCGAAGAUGACCCCCACGAGGAGACCAGUAGUUUUAUCCACCUGAGCGAGGGGAAUGGGACCAGUAGCACGUCCAGCUUAGGCCUGGUAGACCUGGAUUCUUUUUCUGAUGUGCCCUCUCAAAGCACAGUAAUCCAUGAGGAGACUGAGAGGGGCCAUCUGGCGGGAGCCAAAGAGACUGCAUUUGAGAGCAGUUCAGCGAGGACAGCAGGCGACGGAAGCAGCGUCGGGGAGCUCUUGGUGGUAAACUGUGACCUCGAGCCAGAGUGUGUGGACUCGGAGCUGAGAGUGGCCCUACAAUGGAUUGCAGCCUCGGAGCUGGGCCUUCCCGCUCUCUACUUCAGGAAGUCCAAAGAGAAGAGAGUUGCAAAGUUCCUGAGGGUGGUCCACCUGAUGUCUCAGAAGGCCUGGCGAAUUGCAGACUUGUUCAGUGCUGUGGUUCAGUUCUGUAAGCUGCAUGAGAAAGCAGAAGAGGCAGGCAAGUCUCUCCAGUCGAGCCUGUUUGAUUGGCUGCUGGAGACACUUUAGGACAUGCUAGCCGCCUCACAUCGCAAACACCACAAGCUCACUCAUUCUCUCGCAUUUGUAACACGUUCCUGUUUGCCGUGUCCUGUCUCGUUAACACCAAGUGUCUCCUACUGCAAGCUGAAAGCACGACGCAAUCGGCAUACUUGAGAAAUUCAUACCUCUCACCCUUGUCCAGGUUUUUUUGGCUGUUCGCAGCUGCAAUGGACCGAUCUCCCUUUAAAAAGAGCAUGUCCUUGCUUUCAGAGUUACCUCUCUAGCAAGAUGCACAACAUACAGCAAACUGUAGAUGCACAGGUUGGACAUUUCCUGAUAGGAAUGAACUAGCCGUCCAGUGACUAUUUAAAGUCAGCAGGUUCUAACUGCUCCAGAUUAUAUAGAACAAUAUAUAUUUACAGAUUCACACAACCAAACCAUGACUAUUUAUUCAUUCAGAGAAAGGCACCUAUAGAACAUACUGUAGGAAAAUCAGGUUAUAAUCCUCCCGCACCUCAACAUGCUCAAACCUUUUGUAUUAAAAAAAAAAAAGCUAAGUCCAGAAAAGCUCUGACACUUUCUUCUGAUAGCCACAUUGAAGUGCACAUUUAUGUAACUUAAGCAGGAUAUCCAUAUUUUUGUUGUAUUGAUUGGCUAACGAGCCACAUCUGUUGUGACUUUGAAAUUCAGUAUGAUAUUUUAUUCAUGUUACUUGAGACGGGGUUAUUUUGGAUAGCUGUACUGUAUAUACUGUAGAUUUGGAACUGCUGCACCUUGGAGUAGUGAACCGCUCUUUUAGCUUUUACUGUGUCUAAAAGACAGGGUAAGGUUUGUAAUGUUGAAUUUGUAUGUGGAUUUGGUCUGUAUAUUUCUCUACUUAGUGGUAAUCUCAUGUUACAUCAGCAUUGGGGAGGGAGGGGGAGCACACGAUUCAGCUGUAAACACUGUCA